Molecule: messenger RNA, 801 nt
Organism: Perca fluviatilis (European perch)
Lineage: Eukaryota; Metazoa; Chordata; Actinopteri; Perciformes; Percidae
Exons: 7
Coding region: 148-801 (217 amino acids)
Source: RefSeq, a predicted model, not a curated record
UCACAGUACUUUUCAGAAAUCAAUGACGAGGACUUUAGAGAUAUCGUAAUCACAGAUGUCGAUUUUGGCGUGAUAGAUGACAGAGGCGUUGCAUAUAACAAUCAAAAUCCAGCAGUCUUUACAGGGGUUAUUGAAAUUGAGGAGGUAAUGUCUGAAGAAAGACCACGGGCCAACGGGCAGCCAAUUGUGCUGCGAGACGUCCCCACCGUCACGAUUGAAACAGAAUUUAGGCAGCCGGUACAGCAUAUGCAGUCAAGAGAUGAAAACGCUGGGCACCCCUCGGCUACCCUACAAAUGACUGCCGAGAUUGAGCCUGCAGCAUCCACAGAAAACGGUCAGGAGCCUAUCCAGGCCCUCGCUGAUUCAGAAGAAGAAGCAGAAGAAGCAGAAGGAGAGGAAGAAGCAGCAGAAGAAGCAGAAGUAGAUGGUGUAGUGGUUCUGAAAGCAGUUGAAGAUGGCAAUGAAGUGGAACUUAAUCUUUCUGAAAUCCUUGCCCUCGAAAGAGCAUCUGAGCAGCAGCGGGAAAUAGUUGAACAGAACAUUACAGAGACCAUCUCUCUGCAAACUCAAACUCAGGACGCGGAGAUUGAACCUGAACCUGUCGCCAGGACCACGCGUCCCACUGUACGAUUCAGAGGACGGAGGGGUAUUCAUCGAGUGAGAUAUGUCAGGGAGAGGCCUGAACCCGGUCCAGAGCUGUUCAAAGUGGAGGAUGCCGUGACUUAUUACCGCAAGGGCAGCACUACAAAGAGUCGCCUAAGAGUGGUCUGGCUGGCUGGCUGGCUGGCCGUCAUCGGCUGA